Molecule: messenger RNA, 1032 nt
Organism: Venustampulla echinocandica
Lineage: Eukaryota; Fungi; Ascomycota; Leotiomycetes; Helotiales; Pleuroascaceae
Exons: 5
Coding region: 1-1032 (343 amino acids)
Biological process (GO): protein geranylgeranylation
Cellular component (GO): Rab-protein geranylgeranyltransferase complex
Molecular function (GO): Rab geranylgeranyltransferase activity
Source: RefSeq, a predicted model, not a curated record
AUGUCUUUGGUAUCAGGACCUGGCCGCGCAGCCUCCUCCGCUCUCCCGGACGAGAUCCAGCUUGCGAUCGAGCCCCAUGUGAAAUAUAUCCAAAGCCUUGACUCGCGUAGGAAUGAGCUCGAAUAUUGGCUUACAGAGCAUCUCCGUCUGAGUGGACUCUACUGGGGUCUUACAGCUCUUCAUCUACUCGGCCGCCCAGAUGCCCUUUCCCGCGACGAGACGAUCGAGUUCAUCUUAAGCUGCCAGAACGAGAAUGGGGGGUUCGGCGCUGCGCCGGGACAUGACGCUCACUUAUUGUCCACGUUGAGUGCUGUCCAGGUGCUUGCUACAGUUGAUGCGUUAGACGAACUAGAUGAGAGGGGGAAGGGGGACAAAGAGGGAGGAGGAAAAUUGGCAGUAGGAAAGUAUAUUGCGAACCUCCAAAAUCGAGAAACAGGCACAUUUGCAGGCGAUGAAUGGGGCGAAGAGGACACCCGCUUUCUUUAUGCGUCACUAAAUGCACUGUCGUUGUUGCUUCUCCUGCAUUUGGUGAACGUGAAUAAGGCAGUGGAUUACGUCGUCUCUUGUGCGAACUUUGACGGCGGAUAUGGUGUUAGUCCGGGUGCCGAGUCUCAUUCUGGUCAGAUCUUUGCUUGCCUAGCUGCCUUGAACAUUGCUGGACGGAUCGAUCUUGUAAACGUCGAUAAACUCGGUAGGUGGUUGAGUGAGAGACAAGUUGAUGGCGGUGGCCUGAAUGGUCGCCCGGAGAAGCUGGAAGAUGUCUGUUAUAGUUGGUGGGUGGCGAGUAGCCUUACCAUGAUUGGGAAGCUGCAUUGGAUUGAUGGGGGCAAGUUGACUGAGUUUAUCUUGAAGUGUCAGGAUACCAAGCAGGGUGGAAUUGCUGAUCGACCUGGUGAUAUGGUUGAUGUAUUCCAUACACAUUUUGGAAUAGCUGGCCUUUCCUUGCUAGGGUAUCCAGGGCUAGAGGAAGUCGAUGCCGUCUACUGCAUGCCAAAGAAAGUUAUCGAGCGAGUGCUUGGCCCAAAUAAAUAA